AUGAACGCCGAAUACCAAAAGGUCCUCACCUCCGCUCCGGCGGUGCUGCCCUUCUCCGAACCCCCAUACCUGGCCGGCCUCCCGUCGCCGUACCACAACGACUCGCAUCGCCACUUCCAAAAGGUCGCCCGCGCCUGGAUCAGCGAGAACAUUACCAAGCACGCCCUGGAGUGGGAGCGCGAAGAGAGUGUCCCCGAGGACCUCUACCAGCGAUGGGUCGCCGCCGGCUUCCUCCCCGCGACCUUGCCCGCGCCACUGCCCGUCGACUGGCUGAAACGCCUCGGCAUCCAUGAGAUGCCUGGUAGCGUCAAGGUCGAGGACUGGAACUACACCCACUCUGCCAUCUUUGCUGACGAGAUGAUGGGUGCAGGUCUUGCCGGCCCGCCCGGCUCGCUGACUGUUGGUGUUGCUUACGGCCUCCCUCCCAUCUUCAAGUUUGGCAGCAAGGAGCUGCAGGAGCGCGUCGUCCCCGAGAUUGUGCUGGGCAAGAAGCGCAUCUGCAUUGCCAUUACAGAGCCCGACGCUGGUUCCGAUGUCGCCAACAUCACCACGACUGCCAAGAAGACGCCCGAUGGCAAGCACUACAUUGUCAACGGCCAAAAGAAGUGGAUCACCAACGGCAUCUGGUCCGACUACGCCACCAUGGCUGUCCGCACCGGCGACGAGGGCGCCGGCGGCCUGUCGCUGCUUCUCGUGCCCCUCAAGGGCCACCCCGGCGUCGAGAUGCGCCGCCUCAAGGUCGGCGGUCAGAUCAGCGCCGGCACCACCUUUAUCGACAUGGACGAGGUCAAGGUGCCCGUGGAGAACCUGAUUGGCCAGGAGGGCCUGGGCAUGACGUACAUCAUGACCAACUUCAACCACGAGCGCAUGAGUAUUUGCAUGGGCGUCGUCCGUCAGUGCCGCGUUGCCCUCAGCACCGCCUUUGAGUACGUUAUGAAGCGCGAGGCCUUUGGCAAGACGCUCAUCGACAACGCCGUCGUCCGCCACCGCCUGGCCGGCGCCGGCUCCCAGCUCGAGGCCUACGCUGCCUGGGUCGACCAGCUCGUCUACCAGAUGGGCAACAUGAGCAAGGCCGAGUCCGACCUCAGGCUCGGCGGCGCCAUCGCCAUGGCCAAGGCCCUCGGCGGUCGCGUCUUUGACGAGGUCGCCAGCUGCUCCGUCCUGCUCUUUGGUGGCAACGGCUACACGCGCAGUGGCCAGGGCGAGAUCGUUGAGAAGAUCUACAGAGAAGUCCCUGGCAUGCGCAUCCCGGGUGGCAGUGAGGAUGUCCUGCUGGACCUUGGCAUCCGUCAACUGUUGAAGAUUUAUCAGCUUCAAACACAACUUCUGGGCACCAAGUCCAACCUGUAA
Messenger RNA from Cordyceps militaris CM01, 1350 nucleotides. Its product is annotated as acyl-CoA dehydrogenase. The record is from RefSeq and is a predicted model, not a curated record. Gene Ontology annotation, molecular function: flavin adenine dinucleotide binding; oxidoreductase activity, acting on the CH-CH group of donors. The coding region runs from base 1 to 1350 and encodes 449 amino acids. The transcript has 3 exons. NCBI's taxonomy places the organism in Eukaryota, Fungi, Ascomycota, Sordariomycetes, Hypocreales, Cordycipitaceae.